Fusarium odoratissimum NRRL 54006 is the source of this 799-nucleotide messenger RNA. RefSeq lists its product as uncharacterized. Bases 177 to 590 code for a protein of 137 amino acids. Lineage: Eukaryota; Fungi; Ascomycota; Sordariomycetes; Hypocreales; Nectriaceae. The transcript has a single exon. The record is from RefSeq and is a predicted model, not a curated record.
UGGGCAGGCAGACAAGCGGCAUGACUCAGCUGACUGCAAACACCUUUGAUAUGUAGCAUGUCACAACGUAAACGAAUAAAUAUUUCUUGCUUCCAUCCUACUCAUUGUUUUAAAGCAUCAUCAUUCAAUUAUUGCAAGUCUCAAAUCCAAAGAUCCAACCACCAAAAAUCUUCACCAUGACAACCGAAAAGAGAUUCACUGGCUCUCGCAUCAACGUCAAAUCCAUCGAAACCCCCUCCAGCGCAGAAUGGCGCAUCCGCUUAUCUGGCCCAAAUAUGAUAAACCUCAUGAACGGCCAUCGUCCACAAGACAUGGACGAUAAGUGGAUGUGCAUGACAACGGGGCCUGCUGAACAAGGAUUAAUUCGCGUACGCAUGUGCAGAAGCUGGUCAGAUAGAGAAAUCAUCGCGCUUAUAGGACGUGUCGGAAGUGAUGAUGAAGCAAUUAUUGCCAAGGAAGGCGGAGAGAUUUUGGCGAUUAUGUGGCCGACGCCGGAAGAGGACGAGUAUGAUCCUUUUGAUGAGGAGAGAGCGAAGAAGUUUGCUAUUGGGUUCUGUCGACAUUUUAUGAAUUGUGAGCUUGAGAGUUGAUGAGUAUAUGAGGGCGAAUAAUGGUUUCUGCCAAUGUUCAGGUUAUGACAUGGUGUUCUCGCGUUAGAUUUCUUUGGUCGGUAUGUAGGAUAGCUCAUGAAAGAACGCCGAUGCUCCAAUUUACCAAGAUCGUUGUCUUUUCCCAAGGCCGUCUAUUGUCUUAAUUGAAUGGCGCGUCACUGCGCCUGAAGUCAGCUUGGCUGUCUGCG